Molecule: messenger RNA, 1930 nt
Organism: Sclerotinia trifoliorum
Lineage: Eukaryota; Fungi; Ascomycota; Leotiomycetes; Helotiales; Sclerotiniaceae
Source: the annotation of a GenBank genome assembly
ACUGAUUAAUAAUCCCCGCCACCCACCAAUGCUGUCACGUUGUAACUUGUGGGUUCACAUUGACCCACCACUUUCAAUCCACUUGUGAUCCAGCACGACGACUUCAACAUGAUCGAAAGAUGAAGAAGACUUUGCUUCUUUGCUUUAUCCAUGGGUAAGCUCUUCUAUCUGCCCCUCAGAUGUUACACAUACUGAUCUUUGAAAAAGGUUCAAAGGAGGAGACGAUACUUUUGGGUCGUUUCCUGAACAUCUUCGAGCACUCGUUAGCCAUAGUCUUCCAGAAGUGAAUGUUCGGGCAAUCACAUACCCACAGUAUGAAACUCGAGGUGAUUUGGGGGAAUGUGUGAGCAGAUUCAGAGAUUGGUACCGCAUCCCGUGGAGUUAUCAUUGGGCCUGAAGUUAACUGGUUUUAUUACAGGCUUCAAGAAAAGAUAAUUGACAUAGAAGUCAAAAAUGGAACCCCUUCUCCAACUGUCGACCCUUCUGUCCGCACAAUACUCAUUGGCCAUUCUAUGGGAGGAAUCGUUGCUGCGGAUACAGUACUGGGAAUCACAUCCGAUAAAGUGCUAGAUUCAAAGGAAACAACAGAUGCAUUGAAUGCUUUUAUGUUUCCGUAUAUUCAGGGCGUCCUGGCAUUUGAUACACCUUACUUGGGAAUAUCACCAGGUGUUGUUGCUCAUGGUGCAGAGGGUCAUUAUAACGCAGCCACGUCGGCUUUUGCGCAAGUGAGUAGCUUGGCAGGUGCAAUAUGGGGCGAAAAGGAGGUAGACAAAACCGUAAAUGAUAAGAAGCCAGUUGCGGCAUUACCAGCACCACCGGCCCCAGAAGCACCUGCGUGGAAGAAAUGGGGUACAUUGGCUAUGUAUGCUGGAGCUGCUGGAGCGGUAGCUGUCGGAGGUGCAGCUGCGUACUUCAAGAAGGAUCAAAUUCAGGAAGGAUGGUCAUGGGUAGGAUCACAUCUCGAGUUUGUAGGAUGUCUAAUGAAGGGCGAGGAGUUGAAGAAGAGGGUCUCUGGGAUGGUUACUUUGCAAAAGGAGUUACAGGUCGGUUGGGCAAAUUUAUACACAAGGUUGGGCAAGGAGGCAGUUAGUAAAGCCGAUGGGAGCCUGGUUGGGAGUGUGAUGGGAAAUCAACGAACGUUUUGCAAUCUACCCAAAGGCAGUGCUAAAAAUUUCUUCCGAGAGGCCAUUAACGACAAGGCUGCGGAUGAAACGGGUGCACAUAUGAGUAAGUUUCCAAGAAGGCUUUCGGGUUUUCGGAGCUAAUAGUUCUCUAGCUAUGUUUUUCCCGAAAGAUAAUCCUGGAUAUUAUGCUUUAUCUGAAGAGGCCAAGAAAUUGAUAGUGGAGUGGUCAAGUAAUGAGUGGUACGAAUCGAGCACGGGACGGUCAAACACAGGACAAUCAAACACAGGACAAUCGAGUACAAGGCAAUCGAGCACAAGACGAUCAAGCACAGGACACUCGAGCACAAGGCAAUCGGGUACAGGACAAUCGAAUAUAAGAGAAUCGAGUACAAGACAAUCAAGUACAGGACAAUCAAGUACAGGACAAUCAAACACAGGACAAUCGAGUACAAGGCAAUCGAGCACAAGACGAUCAAGCACUGGACAAUCAAGCACUGGACAAUCGAGCACAAGACGGAAAUCCUCCAAGGAUAUCAAGGUCGAGCACGAAUUGCGAUGAAAUGAAUUUGCUUGAAGUGGAAUUUUGAUAAUGAAAACCGAGCCGGCGUGCUGUUGACUAAGGAUAUAUGAACUACACAUAGACAGAUUGCCAAAUGACUGAGUAUUCACCCAUUUCUGGAAAGGCAGCAACAAACACUACCCAUGCCAGAUGUACCGUGACUUUCCCCCUUUAUGCAUCCGAUCCAAGACACGUAGUCAGAGGAUUUACAACCGUUCUAGCCAUGGAGGAACGGCGAUUUGACGGC